Molecule: messenger RNA, 1122 nt
Organism: Oikopleura dioica
Lineage: Eukaryota; Metazoa; Chordata; Appendicularia; Copelata; Oikopleuridae
Source: the annotation of a GenBank genome assembly
AUGAUUUUCGUUGAUUGGAGUAAGCGAAAAAUAACGCGCCCAGUUAUGAUGCUAAUUCGAGAAUACAAGUACUAUUUUGACAGUGUCAACGCAUUUCCAGUAUUUUUUACUAAAAACGAUGAGAAAAAUUGCCGACAAGAGUUGCUUCAGACGCUCAAGGGACAAGCGAGCUUCCGAAGAAUACAAGUGAUUCGCAUAUACAUUGAAUCAGUUUUUAAUAGAAAAACCAAUAAAAUUGAGCAAAAAGUUGUCACUCGGUCGUGGCAGGAAAUUGUGGAUUUUGGGCCAUUUAAUGCUUACCAUUCGCUUGGAAUCAAUGCUGCUGAUUGCAUUUGGCCGUAUUUGAAUGAACCGUAUUUUGGAGUUACUGGUUUCCGAGUAAGCUCGUUGAAUGUUGGCUUGCGAAAAAUUACCAACAAGUGCCAUUUGAUCCUUGAGUGCGUUCACGAAUGCUUUAGCGGAAAAGCGCCAGUUAACACGAUGAAAAUUACUUUUCCUAAUUUGAAAAAGUUUUUUAAUCGUAUAAAUCCUGGCAAUCUGGCAAAAUUCCCCUUCCGCAUCGUCUUUAUCCUGUAUAUGCGCCUAUGGGCAAAAGAAGUCUUCCAGAGGGAUCGCCGAUUUAUCAACGCUGCGAGUGGUCAAGUCGAUAACGAGGGCAUUGAUCGAUAUAUAAUGGAAAUCUUACGAUCAACUGGGAUCCCACAUCAUGAAAUCGAUAUAACUUUAGCUCCUCGCAACAAGUUUUUGUACUACUUGACGACUUGCCGUACGAUUUACAUUGGAUAUUUCUAUCAUCAUCCAUUUCGCCACUACCGAAAACUGCCGUUCUAUGACAUGUUCUUUUUUGGCAACACUGACGCUCUAAGAGAACACAUUCGGGAGCUUGAAAAGGUUGCGCUUAGUCGCAAUUACGAUCUGUUUAUGCCGUUUUUUAUCGAGGUAGAGCAAAAAGAAGAGCCAAAAGUGGUUGUAUUCGAUUACACUGUAAAAGGAGCCAAGGACGCGAACGUUGCUUUCGAUCCACUGGUUGAAAUCGAAAAAUACGAUCUCUCUCUUUCGUCACCUAGCGCCAGCGCUGUCGCCAAACGUCUUUACGAGUACAAAUUUUUUGCCGACGACUGA